GGGCCUGCGUCCGGUGUGUGUUUCUCACGGGUUUGGGAGCGUCCUCGUGUCCGGCUCCCUGACAGGGAAGAUGCCAGUGACUGGUGCUUUGGAACGCACUUUUCCUCGGCUUUUCUCCUGCCACCGCCGGAGGCCCUCUGACCGCCCAAGUGAUGUCGCCGUCGCCGCAGCGUUCUCUGCUCUCCCCACCCCCACUGGGAAACCCAAAGCCGGCCCGGUCCCUGAUUGCCUGCCGGCUUUGUGGCCCGAGUUCCUUACUUGCCUGCGCCGUCGAUAGCAUCGAGUUGAUUUUCUGCCUUUAGUGUCGAUCAGCUGCGGGAGAAAGCUAGCUACAGCCUCCCACUCAGUCACCGCAAAGAGUCAUCAGUUUUGAUGCUCAGCUGGAGUUCUGGCCUCCUUACUGAAUCAACUUUCAGAUGCUGUUGAGAGGGAAAUCGAGGCCACCAAAACAUAAGUCCUCUUUGGUUACCCUGAUCGUGGCCUGUCCAUCGUUGGCUAAUAAACGGCUUUUCAAGUUGGACCUGUUGAGACAUAGGCCUUAGAUUCCCUAGGCACUCUCUCAGAACUAUGCCUUUCCUGUUAUGGACAAUCAUUUCCCUGCUACAUUUUGGGAUGAGGCACUUCACUGGCAGUGGGAUGGAAUCAGCAUUUACUCAGGAGGGUGGCCGCAAACAUUCGGCUCUACUGCCAGAGUGAUAUUUAGUAAACUGUUUCUUGUAACAGGAGCUAUUUUGACUUAGUGGCUGUGUUUUGAUACCUUCAGUAAGAGAGAAACAUAGGAAACCUGGCAUCACGCCUCAGGGGUUCAAAAUCUUCUACCAGGGGGGAAAAAAAAAAAAAAAGCACAAACAAGCCUGAUAGCCAAACUAUGUUUAGUAACAUCUACAGGUCGAAUUUCUUUUUCUUUUUGGUUUUUCGAGACAGGGUUUUUCUGUAGCUUUAGAGCCUUGAAUUCACAGAGAUCCAUACAGGUCGAAUUUCUACGUGGAGGGAAAUAGAAUUGCUUGUACGAUGUUGGCAUCGUGGACAUGCUGAAGUGAAAUUUUAGUGACUCCCUUCAAGCCUUUCAAAGUUUCUGGAUAGCCAUGAGUAUCAGUUUUAUUUUUAUUAAGACAAAGUCUCACUAGUCUUGGCUGGCCUGGAACUAAGAUCUGCCGGCCUCUGCACCACACCCAGCCCCAGCCUGUUUUUACUGAUAAUUUUGACAAGAGUUCUAUAUUGUGAACUAGUUUUUCGUUUGCUUUAUUCUGUGUCAGUGGUGUUUUGCCUACAGGUAUGUCUGUGUGAGGGUGUCAGAAGCCCUGGAACUGGAGUUACAGACAGUUGUGAGCUGCCAUGUGGUUACUGGGAAUUGAACCCAGGUCCUCUGGAAAAGCAGCCAGUGCUUUCAGCCUCUGAGCAUCUCUCCAGCCCCAUGAACAAUUUUUUUAAAUGCUAGCUUACAACAGUUCUGUUAAUUUUAUUACUAAUUUUUCUUCAUGCCAAAGUUCAAGACCUUGAUCACCUUAAACAGUUCUUCUGCUAUAUCUGCCCAUCUUAUGUUGUAAGAAUUCAUGAUUUAUUCAGUAACUUAAAUUUAUCCCUUUGAUUCUCGUUGCAGUCUAUAAUGUUGCUUAUCUGCAAUUUUUGUUGGUGACAUAAAAAAUAAGAAGCCGGGCAGUGGUGGCGCACGCCUUUAAUUCCAGCACUCGGGAGGCAGAGGCAGGUGGAUCUCUUGUGAGUUCGAGACCAGCCUGGUCUACAAGAGCUAGUUUCAGGACAGGCUCCAAAACCACAGAGAAACCCUGUCUCGAAAAACCAAAAUAAUAAUAAUAAUAAUAGAAUUGGAUUUUUGUUAUCUCCUACUUCACGCCUACUUGAAGAACCCAAGAGUUCCGAAAUGACUAUUGACAUGUUUAUUUUGUUAAACCUAUAAAGAUUUAGGUUCAAGUUUCUGUACUUGGGUUCCAUUCUCUACAACUUGGUCUGAUAAUUUCUAUGCAGUAUGAUAUGGUAGGAACAACCCUAGGCUUAGACUAAAUAAACAUGAGACUGCCGAUAUACUGAUGCUGAGGAAAGUCUGAUAGUUUCCUUUUCUGUGACCUCAGAGAUUAUCUUUUUCUUUUCAUCUCUUAGAUAUCAUAAUAAUUACAAUUGAGGAUAAGGUAUGGUGGCAUAGACCUUUACUCCCAGCACUCAGAAGGCAGAAGCAGAUGGAUUGUUUUGAGUUUGAGGGUAGUCUACAUAGUAAGUUCCAGUCUGGCCAAGGCUAUAUGGUGAGACCCUGUCUUAAAGAAACAGAACCAAAACUACAGUUGCCAUAAUUUGUGCAGAAGCUAACAAUUGAGUCACAUAUCACAGCACAUGCCUGCAAUCCCAGCACUAGGGUGUCAGGGAAGGAGGGUCAUUACAAGUUUGAGACCCUUGUCUCACAAAACAAAAACCCAAGCCUUUUUUUUUUUUAUUUCACAAACAUUUGAAAUGCUGAUAUAUGUUGGAGACUGAUCCUAUAGCGAUAGAAGCCAGUUCCUGUCCUGAAGGGACAAUCUUUCAAGAAAUUGGUGUAUUUGUGAAUGUGUGUAAGUCGGGAUUAAGAUGGCAGGGAUAUCUAACAAGGUUGAGUGUAAUAUAAGCUAUAACAUAGGUAGGUUAGGAUGAUCACCAAGUCUAAAGGACAGAAACAGAAAAAUGUUGUCUGGAAAAGUUAUAUUUGAACAGUCUUGGGUUAUAACCAGGAUCCCCAAAGGCUUUCUAUGUUGAGGGAAGCAUGCAGACUGAAAGAUUUUAAGCAGACAUGUGGGCUGGUCACAGUUGAUUUUUAGAAGUUCAUCCUGCCUAGGAUGUCUACUUCCUGACUGUCGUGAUAAAAGUUUUGCCUUUGCACCUUCCUUUCUUUACCCAAGGAGGGGUUUAUGACUGUUCUUCAUACCUUACUUCUAUUUAUCUUUUAGUGCCCAAUUUAGUGCUUCUUUCUUCUGUGAAGCGUCCUUUGGUGUACACAUUCCAUUACCAAAAAGCAUCUUAGAAGUCAUACCAUACGGUAUAGCUCUUAUUUGUUUGGGUAGAAGCAAAUAAUGGGCAAGAGUCUCUUUAAUUAACUUGUGGUCACCAUGUCUAAGGACGAGUGUGCCAAGGCUGGCGAUAGCUCAUUUUCCUCUGAUAAACAUGCCCAGCUCAUCUUGGCCCAAAUCAACAAAAUGAGAAAUGGCCAGCGUUUCUGUGAUGUACAGUUGCAGGUCGGGAAGGAAACCUUUCACGUUCACCGGCUGGUUCUGGCUGCGAGCAGUCCAUACUUCGCAGCUUUGUUCGCUGGAGGAAUGAAAGAGUCCUCAAGAGACGUUGUACAGAUUCUAGGAGUUGAAGCUGGAAUCUUUCAGUUACUUCUAGACUUCAUUUACACAGGACUAGUGAACAUAGCUGUGAAUAAUGUUCAGGAGUUGAUUGUUGCAGCAGACAUGCUACAGUUGACUGAAGUUGUCAAUCUUUGCUGUGACUUUCUAAAAGGACAAAUUGAUCCACAGAACUGCAUUGGACUCUUCCAGUUCUCUGAGCAAAUUGCCUGCCAUGAUCUUUUGGAAUUUACAGAAAACUAUAUUCAUGUCCAUUUCUUGGAGGUUCAUAGUGGAGAAGAGUUCCUGGCACUUACGAAAGAUCAGCUAAUCAAAAUUUUACGAAGUGAGGAACUUAGUAUUGAAGAUGAAUACCAAGUCUUCUUAGCUGCAAUGCAGUGGAUUCUGAAAGACCUGGGAAAGAGAAGAAAACAUGUGGUAGAAGUGUUAGAUCCAAUUCGAUUCCCUUUAUUACCAUCUCAGAGGCUUUUAAAGUACAUAGAAGGAGUAUCUGAUUUUAAUCUUCGAGUUGCAUUGCAAACACUUCUGAAAGAAUAUUGUGAGGUCUGCAAGUCUCCCAAAGAGAACAAGUUUUGUAGUUUUCUGCAGACAUCCAAAGUUCGACCUCGGAAGAAAGCAAGAAAAUACCUGUAUGCAGUAGGUGGAUAUACACGCUUGCAGGGGGGCCGUUGGAGUGAUAGCAGAGCCCUCAGCUGUGUAGAACGCUUUGAUACGUUUAGUCAGUACUGGACCACUGUAUCUUCACUCCACCAGGCUCGAUGUGGACUUGGAGUAGCCGUUUUGGGAGGGAUGGUCUAUGCUAUUGGAGGUGAAAAGGAUUCAAUGAUUUUUGACUGUACUGAAUGCUAUGACCCAGUUACUAAACAAUGGACAACUGUUGCUUCAAUGAAUCACCCCCGCUGUGGCUUGGGAGUAUGUGUGUGCUACGGGGCUAUCUAUGCUUUGGGUGGGUGGGUUGGAGCUGAGAUUGGCAACACCAUUGAACGAUUUGAUCCUGAUGAAAAUAAAUGGGAAGUUGUUGGCAACAUGGCUGUGCCUCGCUACUAUUUUGGUUGCUGUGAAAUGCAAGGUUUAAUUUAUGUUAUUGGAGGAAUCAGCAAUGAGGGACUGGAGCUUCGUUCUUUUGAAGUUUAUGAUCCUCUUUCUAAGCGUUGGUCUCCACUUCCUCCUAUGGGGACCAGAAGAGCAUAUCUCGGGGUGGCAGCGCUCAAUGACUGCAUCUAUUCUAUUGGAGGGUGGAAUGAGACACAAGACGCUCUUCACACUGUAGAAAAGUACUCCUUUGAAGAGGAAAAGUGGGUUGAAGUUGCUUCAAUGAAAGUGCCCAGAGCAGGCAUGUGCGUUGUGGCGGUCAAUGGUCUCCUGUAUGUUUCUGGAGGCCGCUCUUCUAGCCAUGAUUUCUUGGCCCCAGGUACCUUGGACUCAGUUGAAGUUUAUAACCCUCAUUCAGAUACAUGGACAGAAAUUGGUAACAUGAUCACGAGUCGCUGUGAAGGUGGUGUUGCUGUACUAUGACACAGAAAGCAUAAAAGUACAAGUAGCAUUUGGAAAUGUAGGUUCUGACCUGUUGUAAAUCAAACUUGUAUUUGUGAUGUGGCCCUCUGAUUCUUUUGAGGAUAUGUAUUGAAUAGAUAGAUAGAUAAGAGUGAUCUUUUUCUAAAGUUUAAAUGUGAAUAGAUAUGGAAUAUAUCUUAAUAAAGAACUCAUAAGUUUGCAAAGCUUAACAACAAUAGAAAUGGUGUUUAUGCCUUACAGUUAUUCAGUUAUCAAUAUAAUCCUAAUUGUAAAAAUUGUUUGUUUAGAAACUUCUGGGAAAUAGUGCCUUUGGCUACUUCUCUAGUGCAGUUCAAAUUGUAAUAUAGCCUGUAUACAAUAAAUGAUCAUCUCUGAGACAGUUUAAAGAUUUCUAUUUUAAUUCACAACUUAGUCCAGAACAUAGUUUCCAUGCUGUGAAACCUAUAGAGAAAAGCUAGUGAAACUGUACUUCAAUGGCAGGACUUUUUACCAUCCCCAAAUAAAAGCAUUAGACUAUUAGGAAGGGCAUAUAGUAAAUAUCCAUUUGGAUUUUGUUUGUUUUUGAGACAGGGUAUCUCUACAUAGCUCUGGCUGUUCCAAAACUUUCUGCAUAGACCAAGCCUGCCUCAAAGUCACAGAGAUUUGCUUGCCUCUGCCUCCCAAGUGCUGGGAUUAAAGGUCUAUGCCUCUAUGCCACUAUGCCCAGCAUAUCUAUUUAGAUAGGUAAGCUUCUGCUUUUGAUAGUCUGAGAGAUUUUUACCAACUCCUAUUUUUUGUUUUGAUUAGAAAGUUUUAUUUUUUUAAAAUUUCUAUGUAUGUGUGUGUGUGUGUCUACUUGUCUGUGUGCACCAUGUGUAUACAGAUGCCUGCUGAGGCCAGAAGAGGAUGUAGUGUCCCCAAACUGGAGUUAAGGUGCUGUCUGAUGUGGGUGCAGGGUACUGAACCUUAGGUCCUCUGAAAGAGCAGCAAGUGCUUCUAUUUUUUGAGCCAUCUUUCUAGUCCCCCAUGAUGACAGUUGAGUUUUUAAAAAUAUGUAUGAGUUGGGGCUGGAGAGAUGGCUCUGUGGUUAAGAGCACUGACUGUUCUUCCCAGAGGACCCAGGUUCAAUUCCCAGCAUCCACAUGGCAGCUCACAACUGUCUGAAGAUCCAGUUGCAGGGGAUCUGACACCUUCACAUCAAUGCACAUAAAAUAAAGUUAAAUAAAAAUAUUUUACAAGGUAUAUAUAUGAGUAUUUUACCUGAAGUUUUGUCUGGGAUUUGGCAUUAUAGAUGGUUUUAGUGGUUGUGGUUGCUGGGGUCUUCUGGAAGAGCCAGUGUUCCUAACUGCUGAGCCGUCUCUCCAAUCUUUAGAUAAGUUCUUGAUUGAAAUAGUGUGCAAUGGGGAUCCCCAGGCAUUAUUAUGUGCUUAGAAGUUUCUUCUUUAUUUUCUAGUCACCAAGAUUAUCUAUUUAGUUUUAGGAAGAGGUGCUUUUGUUAGAUUAUUAAGCUUUGUUUAAUUUACUUGUACUUGGAUAAGCCUAUGUAAUAGCUUAGUAUAGUGCUACUGCCUGGUGGCUUGGAGAAAGAUAAAUUGUAGUUGCAACUUUUUAUGUUUUGUUUUUUGCUGGUCUUGAUUGUCUGUUUUUGUUUUGGGGAUAGUCUCACUAUGCAGCCCAAGUUAUCCUUGAACUCUCAACAGUCUUCCUGCUUCAGCCUUGGGAGUGCUGGGUAACAGGUAUGAGCCAUCAUACUUGGCUCAGUAGGUACACCUUUGAGCAUCUUUAAUCUGAAAUCAGAGAACUUUUGAAUGCUGACACCCAAUGCAAAAAAAUACUUUGAAUUUGUUUCAUUUUUUAUUUCUGAUUUUCAGAAUAGGGAUGCUCAGCUGAUAAAUGCUACAUAGUCUAAAACCUGGUGUAUUCUGAAGUCCAAAACACUUCCAAUCCCAAUCAUUUCAGAUCUUUAUCAGGGAUUUAUAUAGACAAAUAUUGUGAGUUAUAACUACCUUGAAUCUAAAACUGCUCCUGAAACUUGUUUCCCCUGAUAUCAUUCUUAAGAAUGUUUUAUACUGGGCUGGAGAGAUGGCUCAGUGAUUAAGAGCAGAUUGCUCUUCCAGAGGACCCGGGUUCAAUUCCCAGCAUCCACAUGGCAGCUCACAACUGUCUGAAGAUCCAGUUGCAAAGGAUCUGACACUUUCACACCAAUGCACAUAAAAUAAAAGUUAAAUAAACCAUAAAAAUAAAAAAAGAAUGUUUUAUACUGAAUUCUGAAGGCUGUGAUCACUGCUUUUAUUUUUGCUAGCGAGUUAAGAGCCACAUUAUUAAGGGUUUGUGUGCUUUCAGUUUAACUGGCUGCCUCAAGGUUAUGAUUUCUCAUUUAAGGUCUUUCAGUAUAUUGUUAGACACAUCAACACCUUAUUAGAUAGAAAACCUUUGAUCAGCAUUUAACUGUUAUAUAGCACAGACAGAAAGCAAUGCCUCCUUCUGUGAAAUAGCCUGAAAGUUUAAAGUUAGGAUCUAGAUGUCAGAGAAUGAAUACCAAGAGUAUUCAAGUCUAGUUAAGCUAACUCAUGUGCUCCUAUUGUUUAGAGAACGUGCUAAAACAGAUUCACAAAAUACUAGUUCAAUUCUCAUAAUUGCCCAGUACCAGACAAAAAUGGCAAGGGAUAUGAUCACACACAUAACACACAUAUGCCUGUAGCAGAAAUGAAAUAUCAAGACAUUCAGUAUUUGGUACUUAUGUAUGAUCAGCUCAGAAGUUACCUGAACAGUUAAUUAAGUGUGUAUUAUUUCCCAGCCCCCAGCCCAGGGUUUUAAGUUAAAAUUCCAGGGUGUUAGGUUAGGGAUGUAUUGCUCAGUAGCAGUGCUUUUAUAGCAUUUAUGAAGCACAGGUUCAAUUUCUAGGAGGAAAAGAAAAUCAAACAAAGCAAAGCAAUACUUUUGUCAUUAUUUUAUGUUUGAGACAGGGCCUCUCUAUGUAGCAUUGGCUGUCCUAUAACUUGUUAGUAGAUCCUCCUGCCUCUGGAUUAAGGGUGUAGUCCAAAACUCCUGGUUGUAUUUUAAAUUUUUUGUUGUUGUUGUUGUGUUGUUUUUUUAGACAGGGUCUCCAUGUGUAACCUUGAUUGUCCUGGAACU
Messenger RNA from Alexandromys fortis (reed vole), 7958 nucleotides. It is a transcript of the gene Ipp, whose product is annotated as intracisternal A particle-promoted polypeptide. The record is from RefSeq and is a predicted model, not a curated record. Gene Ontology annotation, molecular function: actin binding. The transcript has 9 exons. Bases 3090 to 4844 code for a protein of 584 amino acids. Lineage: Eukaryota; Metazoa; Chordata; Mammalia; Rodentia; Cricetidae.